Molecule: messenger RNA, 1907 nt
Organism: Nannospalax galili (Upper Galilee mountains blind mole rat)
Lineage: Eukaryota; Metazoa; Chordata; Mammalia; Rodentia; Spalacidae
Gene: Prpf4
Product: pre-mRNA processing factor 4
Exons: 13
Coding region: 113-1588 (491 amino acids)
Biological process (GO): mRNA splicing, via spliceosome
Cellular component (GO): U4/U6 x U5 tri-snRNP complex
Molecular function (GO): U4 snRNA binding; protein binding; U6 snRNA binding
Source: RefSeq, a predicted model, not a curated record
GCUCCCUACCCUCUUCCUGUCGUGACGCGUUUCCGUUUUCCUGGGCGCGCGGUGGACGGUCUGAAACGCCAAGCGAGGAUUUAGCUGGGGCCUCGGGGCUCGGGAACCCAGCAUGGCCUCUUCACGAGCCUCCUCCACGGCAACCAAAACUAAAGCCCCUGAUGAUUUAGUUGCUCCUGUUGUGAAGAAACCACACAUCUAUUAUGGAAGCUUGGAAGAGAAGGAGAGGGAACGCCUGGCCAAAGGAGAGUCUGGGAUUUUAGGAAAAGAAGGACUUAAAGCAGGAAUUGAAGCGGGAAAUAUAAAUAUAACCUCUGGAGAAGUGUUUGAAAUCGAGGAGCACAUCAGUGAGCGACAGGCAGAGGUCUUGGCAGAGUUUGAGAGAAGGAAGCGAGCCAGGCAAAUCAACGUUUCCACCGAUGACUCGGAGGUCAAGGCUUGCCUUAGGGCUUUGGGGGAGCCCAUCACACUUUUUGGAGAGGGCCCUGCUGAAAGAAGAGAAAGGUUAAGGAAUAUCCUCUCAGUGGUUGGUACUGACGCCUUAAAAAAAACAAAGAAAGAUGAUGAGAAAUCUAAGAAGUCCAAAGAAGAGUAUCAGCAAACCUGGUACCAUGAAGGACCCAAUAGCCUGAAGGUGGCCAGACUCUGGAUUGCUAAUUACUCACUUCCCAGGGCAAUGAAGCGCUUGGAAGAAGCCCGUCUCCAUAAAGAGAUUCCCGAGACAACUAGAACCUCCCAGAUGCAAGAGCUGCACAAGUCUCUCCGGUCUUUGAAUAAUUUCUGCAGUCAGAUUGGGGAUGAUCGGCCUAUCUCCUAUUGUCACUUUAGUCCCAAUUCCAAAAUGCUGGCCACAGCUUGUUGGAGUGGACUUUGCAAGCUCUGGUCUGUUCCUGAUUGUAACCUCCUUCACACUCUUCGAGGUCAUAACACAAACGUAGGAGCAAUUGUAUUCCAUCCCAAGUCCACUGUCUCAUUGGACCAAAAAGAUGUCAACUUGGCCUCUUGUGCUGCUGAUGGUUCUGUGAAGCUUUGGAGUCUUGACAGCUAUGACCGUUCAUGGCGCUUAUGGGAUUUAGAGGCUCAAGAGGAGAUCCUGCAUCAGGAAGGCCACAGCAUGGGUGUGUAUGACAUUGCCUUCCAUCAAGAUGGCUCUUUGGCUGGCACUGGGGGACUGGAUGCAUUUGGCCGGGUUUGGGACCUGCGUACAGGACGCUGCAUCAUGUUCCUAGAAGGCCACCUGAAGGAAAUCUACGGGAUAAAUUUCUCCCCUAAUGGCUACCACAUUGCAACUGGAAGUGGUGACAACACCUGCAAAGUGUGGGACCUUCGACAGCGACGCUGCGUCUAUACCAUCCCUGCCCAUCAGAAUUUAGUGACUGGGGUCAAAUUUGAGCCUAUCCAUGGAAACUUCUUACUCACUGGUGCCUAUGAUAACACAGCCAAGAUCUGGACCCACCCAGGCUGGUCCCCACUGAAGACACUGGCUGGACAUGAGGGCAAAGUGAUGGGCCUAGACAUCUCUUCUGAUGGACAACUCAUAGCUACUUGUUCAUAUGAUAGGACCUUCAAGCUCUGGAUGGCAGAGUAGGCAAGACCAUAGAAGACGGACUUUGACCUCAAGCUCUCCCUUAGAAACCAUUUUCAGCAAAAGAAAAAUUGUAUUUUGUUCUAUCAUGUUUUCUGCCAAUUACCAUGCUUCGGAUUGGAUUUUCCCAUCAGCCUCACUUCCAAGUAGACAGCCCAGUCUCUAAGUGAUGGCAAAAACCCUUUUGUGGUUACAACUCAGUUCUCGUCCUCAGGUUCUGCCAUGAACUAUGUAGACAUUGUUUAAUCGUUUUUUUGAAUGCCCUUCCGCCUCCCUCAGCACUCAGGAUUGUGACUUCUUUGCAUUUUUUUUUUUUUUUUUU